This is a messenger RNA of Spea bombifrons (plains spadefoot toad), 1204 nucleotides long. RefSeq names its product G2/mitotic-specific cyclin-B1-like. The record is from RefSeq and is a predicted model, not a curated record. Lineage: Eukaryota; Metazoa; Chordata; Amphibia; Anura; Pelobatidae. Gene Ontology annotation, molecular function: cyclin-dependent protein serine/threonine kinase regulator activity. Gene Ontology annotation, biological process: mitotic metaphase chromosome alignment; regulation of cyclin-dependent protein serine/threonine kinase activity; mitotic cell cycle phase transition. The transcript is spliced from 9 exons. Gene Ontology annotation, cellular component: mitochondrial matrix; nucleus; cyclin B1-CDK1 complex. Bases 1 to 1143 code for a protein of 380 amino acids.
AUGGCAUUGAUCAGGACUAGGAGUAUGAGACUGGAUGCAGAGAACAAAAUGGAGCCAGCUAUGGCUGGGAAGGCUGCAGUCUGCAGGCCAUGGCAAAGAAAUGCUCUGGGUGAUAUUGGGAACAAACUGGCCAAGACAAAUGUGCCAAAGAAGGCUGCAAAGGUUGUCAAAAAAGCAAAUGUGAACAAGGUCAAGCCUGUGGUUCAGGAAGAGGUUGUACCAAAGGAACCAGAAAUGCUGGUGCCAGUCUCUCCUGUCCCUAUGGACACAGAUGAAGAGCUGUCCCAAGCCUUUUCCAAUGCCCUCCUCCAGAUAAAGGAUGUGGAUGAAGAUGAUGCAGACAAUCCCAUGCUGUGUAGUGACUAUGUGAAAGACAUUUACUGCUACCUGAGGAACCUGGAGGAAGAACAGGCAAUCAAGCUACACUAUCUUGAAGGCCAAACCAUCAAUGGCAACAUGAGGGCCAUACUGAUUGACUGGCUUGUGCAGGUUCAUAUGCGCUUCAAAUUGCUCCAGGAGACAUUAUUCAUGACUGUGGCCAUUCUGGAUCGCUUCCUUCAGGUGAAUCCUGUGCCAAAGAAGCUGCUCCAGCUAGUUGGUGUGACUGCCAUGUUUGUUGCCUGUAAAUAUGAGGAGAUCUAUUGUCCAACCAUUGGAGACUUUGCCUUUGUGACUGAUCACACAUAUACCACAGCGCAGAUCAGGGACAUGGAAAUGCAGAUCCUCAGCACGCUCAAAUUUGACAUUGGCCGACCAUUACCCCUGCACUUCCUGAGGAGAGCAUCAAAGAUUGGGGAGGUGGAUGCUAUACACCACACACUGGCCAAGUACCUUAUGGAGCUAGCUAUGCUUGACUACGAUAUGGCGCACAUCCCUCCAUCACAGGUAGCAGCAGGAGCUUUCUGUCUCUCCAUGAAGGUCCUGAAUACUGGUGAAUGGACUCCUACGCUCGAACAUUACAUGGCCUACACAGAGAGCUCUCUGCUACCAGUCAUGCAGCACUUGGCAAAGAAUGUUCUGAUUGUCAACAGAGGCCUUACAAAGUUCACGGCUAUAAAGAACAAAUACGCCAGCAGUCGUCAGAUGAAGGUCAGCUGCUUGCCACACCUGAAUUCUGAACUACUGGAAGGCUUGGCCAAAUAGACUUUAAGAAAUGACUUGUUUUAAAUUAAAUGUGUAAUAUAAUGUCUGCUCUUAAAUUUUU